This is a messenger RNA of Cucurbita maxima (winter squash), 552 nucleotides long. RefSeq lists its product as uncharacterized. The record is from RefSeq and is a predicted model, not a curated record. The transcript has 3 exons. The coding region runs from base 319 to 552 and encodes 77 amino acids. NCBI's taxonomy places the organism in Eukaryota, Viridiplantae, Streptophyta, Magnoliopsida, Cucurbitales, Cucurbitaceae.
GCAGCGAAGCGCUCUCAGGAGUUGGCUCUGGAGGCUGCAAGGCGUUCCCAAGAGCUCACGAUCGGAUCCUCUAGUUUGUCCGAUAACGUUUCCGUGACAGCUAAACGCUCCAAGGAGUUCGCUACUGAAGCCUCGAAGCGAGCUGAUCAAAUUAAAGCAGAAGCUGCUAAGCGAGCCGAUCUAAUCAAGCACUUGGUCGGGGGGAUUCCGUCGUCUGGCGCUCUUGAGAAGAACGCUUCCGACGUAUAGACGCCGGAGGAGGAUUUGCAGAGGUUUGGAAUAAACGAAGAGCUGAGGGACUUUGUCAAAGGCAUCACCAUGAGUACAUUUCGGGAUUUCCCACUCGAAGAUGAUUCACAAGUGUCCAAUGUCCCCACAGUCUCAAACAUUAGUCAGGAUCUAACUGUGUGGCAGACAAAGCAUGCAAGCCUUGUUCUUUCAACUGUCAAGGAAAUUUCUACGUUACGUUAUGAAUUGUGUCCACGCAUUAUGAAAGAGAGAAAAUUCUGGAGGAUUUACUUUUUGCUGGUUAACAGACACAUUGCACCGUAA